Molecule: messenger RNA, 1884 nt
Organism: Rhodotorula toruloides NP11
Lineage: Eukaryota; Fungi; Basidiomycota; Microbotryomycetes; Sporidiobolales; Sporidiobolaceae
Exons: 4
Coding region: 1-1884 (627 amino acids)
Source: RefSeq, a predicted model, not a curated record
AUGACAGCCCGCCAGACCUUCGAAGUCGGUUCCCAGUGGCCCCUCUACGCGCCGGAAGUGUACUUCGAGCUCGCAAUGCUACGCUGCGCCGCCGAGCAAGGCUUCCAGCCCGGCAAGCUUACCAAGAGACGCACGGACAAGCGGAUGACUGGCAAGAUCUACGAGAUCGGCUGCCUACACCCUUCGUGCCCCUUCUCCGUCUCGCUCCACGACUCGAUCAAGCUCGCGGAGUGCGUCACCUCCGACGUUCGUCUCGCCCACAAUCACCCGCUCGUCGUCGGCAACGGACCCUCGGCAAAGGAGCUGGAGAAGGCGGAGGGGAAGGUUAUGGCCGCAGCGAAGACAGAGCUGGCGAGGUUGCGUGCGCCGGCGGGUUAUCGCGAGGGCAUCGAGAAAGAGGAGGCGGAGGACGUGUUGUGGCCUUCGUGCGAGCAGGAAUGCGUGUUGUGGGAUUUGAGGGACGUUUGGGGCGAGGAGAGGGCGAGGGAGUGGGAGAGGGCGUUCAGGGAGGAGGGGUUGUUGGCGAGUGAUUACCCCAACCCCUCGACCUUCGACGGUCCGCACCCUCUCACCGGCCCUCGCGCAAAGCGUCUCCCCGGAUGCGGCGCCAAGCCUCCUGUCAAGGUCGACUUCGAGUCGCAGAAGCCUGGCGAGGAUCGCCAGCUGCGCAGGAGGAAGCCGGACGCGCCGAAGAAGACGUUCCCCAAGCUGUCGUCGUCGGAGGACGAGGAGGACAUGCAGGUCAAGGUCGGCAAGAAGCGUGUCGUCCACGUCACGCCUCCGACGGUCCCGCCUUUCCUCCAAUCGACCAAGAGCUGGGACCUCAAGGCGUUUGAGCAGAGUCUGGAGGCCUACACUCGCGCGAACGGCUUUUCGACGAAGAAGUGCUCGUCCAACUCGCCUCGCCUUGCGUAUACCUGCACGGUCGUGUCGUGCGGAUGGCAGGUCGUCCUCAAGCCGCAGUUUGGCAUCCAGGAGUGGUUGGUGGACGACAAGGCGAGCGUGUUUGCGCACAGGCACGAAGCUGGUGCGGGAAACGGGAAGGUCAAGCCCGAGGUCGAGAAGAAGCCGGCGGCGAAUCACGGCGACCCCUCGACGUUCCGCCUUCCUCCCGAGUACAAGCUGCCCGUGAGCAAGAUCGACGUCGACAAGGUCGCAGUGCGGUACGAGGACGGAUCGGACGACGAGUUCUUCGCCAUUGACCCGCGUGUCCCUCAUCGCAACCGGAAGAAGCUGCCGCCAAAGCCAGGUCGCGGCAAGUCGAUCCCGCCGCCGUUCGUUCCCGCGCCCGCCUUCAACGAGAUCGAAGAUGAGCCGAAGGCCGACCGCUCGCCGACCUUCGUCGCCCAGCCCCCGACGCCGGACUCGCCCGCCUAUGCCAUCGGCGCGCCUGCUGCGCCCGUUCCGCCCUACUUCGCCGCCGCCUACCCGCAACCCGCCCCUUGGUACGGCUACUCGCCGCAGCAGUACCCGUCGUCGCACUUCCAGCUGCCGCACUGGGUCCCGCCAGCUCCGCAGACGCCGGCCUACACGCACGCCGCGCCGCCUUACUCGCCGUACCCGAUCCCGCUCGCUCAGCCUGUUCAGCCCAUUACGCAGCCCAUCACGCUCGAGGAGUACUUAGCAGACCUCGACCAGCAAGGUCUGUUCGAGUACAGCGCAUAUGCGCCCGCACUCCGCCGAGCGGGCGUCAACGAGCCCGCACAGCUCGAGCGUCUCGCCGAGAAACACCUCGACAAAGUCGAAACCGCGCUGAGGAGGGCGGACCACACGGAUGAGCUGCUGCUCGAGGCGUUCAUCGACGACCUGAGGGCGGCAGUGGACGAGAAACAGGCGAGGUCGAAGCGGUCGGAGGCGCCUUCGUGGGUCAAGGAGUCGCAGUAA